AUGCAAUUGUCGUCAGCUACAUUUGUAGCGAGUAGUCUUUCAGCUAUUGCACUACUUUCAUGUCUUUUCGUUUUAUCCACGGUCUAUCAAAAUGUUCAAGACUACUGGACAGAACUAGAUGAACAGAUGGUUGAAGUUAGAAAAGACCUUGAUGACAUGUGGAGAGAAAUAAUGCAUAUUCAAUCAAAUGCUCUUGGAUCUGUGUUCCAUGCCAGACGACAAGCUCGUGGAGCAUAUGAUGAGGGAGAUUACAAAGAAGCUCCACCACCAGCAGCAUCUUAUCCCGCUCCUGGAGGAUACGAAGAAUCAGCUGCUCCAGCUCAUGAUGUCGCUCCACAAGCUCCAGCAGGCCCCGCUCCAACAUCUCCUGAAUCAUGUCAGUGUCAAGCCGAGAACAAAUGCAAAGCUGGACCACCGGGUGCUAAAGGUUUCCCGGGACUUCCAGGACCGAAUGGUGUUCCUGGAGUUGAUGGAAAACCAGGGCACGAUUCAUUAGACGUAGAACCACAGGCUCAAAAUACUGGAACUUGCUUCCAUUGCCCACAAGGACCACCAGGAUCUCCUGGACCAAUGGGCCAUCCAGGAGCACGUGGUAUGAAAGGCGCUGAUGGACAACCAGGUCAAUCCGGAAAAGACGGAGACCCAGGAAAACCUGGAGAAAUUGGACCAAACGGUUUCCAGGGAAAGAAGGGACCAGACGGAAUUCCAGGAGACAAAGGAGCUGAUGGACGUAAACCAAUCGGAAGACCAGGACCAAAAGGACAAAGAGGAGAACAAGGGCAUCCAGGUCCACAAGGAACCCCAGGACACAACGGACCUACAGGACCAGCUGGAGAUGCUGGACCACAAGGAGGACCAGGUCCACAAGGAGCACAGGGACAAGAUGGAGGACCAGGAGAGGAAGGAAAACUUGGAAGACCAGGACCCGAUGCAGAAUACUGCCCAUGUCCACCACGUGGCUCACACGGAGGAUCCUCGGGAGGAGGUGGUGGGGGAUCGACUGGCGGAGAAUACAAAGCUACUGGUGGAGAUUCUUAUCGCAAAAAGAAAUUGUAA
This is a messenger RNA of Caenorhabditis remanei, 1056 nucleotides long. RefSeq lists its product as uncharacterized. The record is from RefSeq and is a predicted model, not a curated record. Gene Ontology annotation, cellular component: cuticular extracellular matrix. The transcript is spliced from 3 exons. NCBI's taxonomy places the organism in Eukaryota, Metazoa, Nematoda, Chromadorea, Rhabditida, Rhabditidae. The coding region runs from base 1 to 1056 and encodes 351 amino acids. Gene Ontology annotation, molecular function: structural constituent of collagen and cuticulin-based cuticle.